UUAUGGGUUGAAUUUAAUUCCGGAAUGCGGACCGUCCGUUCACUACCAGAGACAGUAAUUGUAAUUCUCAGCGGUGGCGAGGUCGAAACCUCAUCCGAAAAUCAAAUCCAAAACGCACACAUCGCAUCACACAGGAUGUUGCAACCGCCCUAGUCGUCAGUCAGGUGACGAUAACGAAAAAAGCGACGUGCGAUAUAGAGCUGCGCACCUUUAUUCCUUCCUGUGUGUGUGUUUAUCUUUUGUUCACCUUCUUGAUGACCUUAGCUUAUGGAAUUAACAGCUUUAGAUAAGAUGUUGAGCAGGUAUAUAGGUGCCAAAGUCGUUGACUGUCUUAACCGAUCCUUGAUCCGCCCAUGGGACCGCAUUUUUCAGACGCAGCCACGGUCAAUUGGGACCGACUUCAUCUCCUGUUUUUAUUAGAGGUGCCAUUAACGAGGAGGAAACUAUUGGGAGAAGGAAAUGCGCAUUUUUUUGGCGACAUGUUCAGUCAGUUCCCGACGCAGUCGGAGGGAAUUUCAAAAUCAAGGAGAAGAGAGACGUCGCAGUUAAGAAUAGCACCUGACUUUGGAUCCCGUGUGAGAUGAUGGCCCCAGGAACCACCGCCAGUUCUCUCUCUGUGAGAAAAAUAAAAAUAAAAUGCGAUAUGAAUCGACAGAGACACACAACUCCCCCCCGGAGCAAAUAGAGUCGGUGGUGCGCUUAUUCAAACCCGCCAAAGUUCCAGUUCCAGUGAAUGAUCGUCGUGUUCCACCUCUCUAGUCCUGUACCACAGGCAGGGCACGGAUUCUAUGCGUGUCCGUGCAUUUUCAUUCCAUCCAUCCAUCCGUCCGUUUCUUUGGAAGAAAAAAAGAAGAAGGGAGAGAGAAAGAGAAAAAAAGGUACAAGGAGAAAAGACGGUUGUUGAUUGGUUGACUUGCCUCUCUCUACCUGGCGCAGGUGAGAGAUGGGGUGGGAGGAGAGUUUUCAAAAAAAGAAAAAAACGGGUGAUUCUUGGCGUGUGUAUGAAAACACACAGAGAGGACGUAGACACCGGAGGGGAUAUUAUGGACCGCGGGUCGGCCGCUACGGUCGCCACUGCAGCGCCUAGUAGAGGCGAGAGACUGGCUCGACUUUAGUAGUGCUCGAGCAAGCUUCGGAGCUGGUAUCCAAGUGAAGGGAGCCCCCAACAACACGCAACAACAAUCUCUUCAAACACAAGACAGUAGUACUACAUACAAUACCGUUUUCUCUCUCUCUUUCCCUCUUACACCCUCCGCUAAAAGGAAAAGAGAGAAGUCAACUGUGAGAGGCUUCGCCGGAAUUUUCUUUGUCCCUUUCACAGAGUGCCCUCCGUUUGUCGACGUGUUGGGGGUAGAAGAAGAAAACAAAGUGCGUCCGAGUUCGGUUUAUUUUUUCUAAGGGGCAGGGAAAUAUUCGGCGUUGUUUUGAUUUCAUUUAUGUAUUUGGGGCUGUUGUACAACACAAGCUGGUCGUGUGAGUUGGAAAUGUUCCAGCAGCUGAAGAAGUAGCCCAGCACUUUUCUCUCUCUCCUUUUUUUUAGCCAUUCAAUUUUGGUUUUCCUCUUCUUCCUUGGCUGGAUCGGCAACAAGAAAAGAUCAAAUUCGAUGGAUGGAGAAGUUCAACGUCCGUUGGUCGCCAUCCUCGUUUCUCGUGUCAUCUCGUCCCCGCAGAAUUGUUGAUUGUGAAUUCGGAUAGAAGAAAUGUGCCGCUACUUUGAUGGGUCAUCUUGUUAAACGGUCGACGGAUUGUGACAGUGUCCAGUUAUCAUCCCGUUAGUUGAAACAAGAAGAAAUAGAAGCAAGCAAGCAAGCACCGUGUUCUUUGCCUCCUCGUACAAGAGAGAAAUAAUCCGAAGAAGAAGAAGAAGAAUAAAAAAGUGUUCCGAGAGAGAAAAUCGUGUCCGGGUCCCUGUGCGGAAUUUGUCUUUCCAUAUAAAGAGAAAACAAGGCAUUCUGGACAUGUUUUCAACCAUGUUGAGCGGCGGUGGUAACCGGCGGGCCACCAGUUUGGGCAAGGGUCACCUCAGUCAGGCGGCGGCCGCCCGACUGGCCCGCACUUCUUCCUGGAACGACGGCCUGGACGGCGCAGGAAUUCCAACGACUCCCUCGACAAACAACGACACCACUUCUUCUUCAGCAGCAGCAGCAACAGCAACAGGCCAUCAUUCGAUUCUAAGGGUGGCCGACGAGUCGACUCGACAACAACCGACUACACUGCAGCAACUGCAGGCCCAACAACAGGCCCGAAUGCGACGCAGUUCGAUGAGGCGGAUGGUCCGAUUCCGCAUGUCCGCCGGUUCCACCGGAGGUCCGUCGGCGGACGUUGACCCGAUCAACGUCUCCUCUGCCUCUCCUUCAGGUGAGGGUGGUGUUGACGGCGACGGCCAUCUUAGCGGGACAAAGAGUUGCAAUGGCCAGCCGCCGCAUUAUCCAUCGGCUAACGACGGAGCAGAUGCGACCAGCAGCGCCUCGGUGAGAAAUGAAUGCAGAGCUCUUGGCGGUGGUGGCGGCGGCCAUAAGAGUCUGAACGAGAGUCUCGGCAACGUUGGCAGCAGUACCAGCAGCAGUACCAGCAGCACGAGUAGCAGUUCGGGGGACGAGCGUUCCAGUCGGGCGGCGGUCCCGUUACUAUGGCAACCCAUGAACAAGCAGCAACCCCUGGCCAUGAUGGAGGAAACGAGCAACAGCAGCCGCAGCUCUGCCGCCAGCCCGUUCCCACCUCCGCUAUUGCCUCCGCCUCCUUUUUCUUCUUCAACUUCUUCUUCAACUUCUUGCCAGCGCUCGGGCGCCAUUCCGACGGCCUUCGUCAGUCCAGCCGUGUCGACUAGCGAAUCGGUGGCAGCUGGAAGCCGAUCCGCCAGUGAUGCGACAGCCACUCCAUCGUAUUCGUCGUCUACCUUUCAAGUUGAAUCCGAACAAGAGCCAACGAAUCGAUGGCCGUCUGCAACGAAUAACUCGGCCGCCGUAGUGUCUCAUCCGCCGACCGCCUCGCCAGUUAACUCUUCCGGGACCGGAAGAGAAGUGCUAGUGCGUCAAGUGUCGCGUUUCUCUGUCAUGCAGACGUCCCUGGAUGGGGACCAGCAGCAAUUGUCGUCUUCGGCUGCUGCCGGAACGGCUGGCGACUCUUUGGCCAAUCCGCCGCCGUCUGGCGAAUUGAGAGAUCCUUGCAGCAGCAGCAGCAGCGCCACCAUCGGCGUCCAUCGUCCCCUGACGUCGUCGUCGUCGAAUCAAUCGAGACGUCAACGCGGACGGAGUGGACGGACUCGUGAAGGUGGCGGCGGAGGCGGAGGUCAUUCACGGGCUCGGCGCCAACGUUCCAACAUGAGCGCCGCUUCCGGAACUUCACGCGCCUCGACCGUCUCGUCACCCGAUACGCCCAUUGUCCGCUCUCAAAGAAGGAGGAAUCGCAAUGCGGAUGGCAACGUCGAUCCCGAGGAGGAGUCGCGCCGGAAACUCGGCGGCAUUUGGCCGCACAACAUGUCGCCCAUGUUCGCCCUGCUGGCCGCCACCCUGGGCCUCUUCAACGUCUCCCGUUUCGCCCUGUUGAGCAUCGAGUACGGCGGCAACUUUAUCGUCCAGUUUAUGCUCCUGUCGUUCCUCUUUGGCAUCCCGCUCCUCUGCUUUCACGCCUGCCUCGGCCAAUUCCUCGGCUCCAACGUCAUCGACAUGUGGCGCAUCUCGCCCAUUUUCAAAGGAGUGGGCAUCGCUCUGCUCAUCGGCCAGGCCAUCAGCGGCAUCUACAGCAUCGUCGGCGUGGCCUGGAUGUUUUUCUACUUCCGCGAUUCCUUCAUCGCCCAGGAGGAUCGCUACAAAUGGUCAAAGUGCUACGAGCAAAUUCGCGGCUGCUCCCAACCCACCAACUAUUCGUUCAGCCUCGAAGAAACCAUUCCCGAUUACUUCCAGGCCCGGGUGUUGCAGCGCAGCGCUCCCUGGUCACCGCCACUCAGCUUCAUGUCUCUCAAGUUUGAGCUGGCCUUCAACUUGGCCGUUAUCUGGAUGAUCGUUUUCGUAGCCCUCGGCAAAGGGCUUCGUUCGUACGGCAAAGUGGUUUACGCCUUCGGCACGCUGCCCAUUCUCGGCUAUUUCAUCAUCUGCGUCAAGGUGCUGGGCUACAGCUCGUCGGUGCCGAACAGCGGCGUUGGAGGCGUCCUCGACCGGACUCCUUGGAACGAGUUUUUCACAGACACCAAAGUCUGGGUGAUUGCAGCCCGCGAGGUGUUUAUGACUUGGGGCAUGUGCGGCGCCAUCGUCAUGCAAAUCACGUCUCACAAUCGGUACGGGCACAGCUUGCGGCGUGACAUCACCGUCGUCAUUGGUCUCACGCUCUUCGUCCUCAUGUUGUCCGGCUUCCUGGCAUCCGCCUGCCUACAAAUCAUCAACUCUAGAGGCCCUUACGAAUACAUCAUGAGCUCAUUCGAAACGGACAAGAGUUACAGAUUCCUCAAGAAUUUGCGAUUCAUGCGACAACACCAACAGGCCAAUCUUCUCAACAAGCAAGAGGAAUUCCACAACAAUUUGGUGAUGGGAGUGGCUGUGCGUGAAGGUGACGACGGUCCGGGUGACCAUUCGGGUUACCAGCCGAUCCGACUGGCGACGGAAUUGUUUCCAGCCCUGGUGGCCAUCAUCGGGCCCACCGAGUUCUCGCCUUUUUGGGCCGUCCUCUUCUACUUUUCCCUGGUGGCGUUUGGCAUCGCCCAGCAGCUGGCCAUUUGGCAUUGCGUCAUCAACGGCAUCGUGGCCUUUCGCUCGUGUUGCCUCAAGUCCUGGGAGACGACCAUCACUUUUUGCACGUGCCUCGUCGGAUUCUUCCUCUGCCUCCCCCUCGCCACCGAGUUGGGGAUUUCCAUCGUUUACCACCUGGAUUACGUGGUGGGCUCGCUGUGGUGGCUCAUGAUCAUCUACGUCGUCCAAAUAGCGGCCGUCUUGAUUGUUCGCGGUCGGCCCUACAAUGGCGAAAGUAUCGUGGCCGUCCUCGUCAAAGGGCCCGGCUGCAUGGCCAACUGGUGCGUCCCCAUGCUCACUUUCUCGUGGAGCGUCGUUUUGCCCGUUGGACUCUUGGUGCUGAGUGUGUCGUCUUUCAAAAUGGGCCAUUUCUGCGACAUGUUCAAUUGGCGAAUGACCGAAGGCUACGCUUAUUGGCCCCUUUGGGCCCGUCAGGCUGGGUCCAUGCUUCAAUUGAUUCCUAUCCUUCUCAUUCCAGCCGUCGGCCUCAUCCAGUGCAUCCGAUAUCUCUCUUCCGGCCCGUCUGACUUGUUUGAUAGGAUCAAAUUACUUUACCGGCCAAACUUCCGAACGUACCUCAUCCCGAGCCAGUCGUCUUCCCGCACUGCAUCCAGGUCGUCGCGCAGUCAGCAGAGGAGCGAGCGGCGCAGAUCGGGUCGUUCCUCACGAUCCCGUUCGCGCUCGCCAUCGCCUAAUCCGGCAACGUUUCCCGAUCCGCCGCCCAAAUACACUCCGCCUCCGACCUACAACACGGCCACUGGAGCGCGGAUUGCCAAAAUGUUGCGCGAGAGCAUCCGGCGCAGUUUCCGCCAGAUCCGCGACAUGACGACCCCCGUCCACACUCCUGGCAACACGGUGACGAGCAUGGCCGCCAUGGCCGAAAUGGAUUUGGGAAGAGAUCACCACCACCAGACGUCCAUCACUUCCGCUUCCAGGCACUUGCCUCCAGCUUACACUUCCGUCAUCCUGGAAAUGCGCAGCCAUGGAUCGGAAAGUCUCCGGCCGGGCAUUCUCAGCGACCGUCUCUCCCAGUUGGUGGACUGCGAAAGUACCGAAGCCUCGACGUCCGGCAGCAGCAGCGCUUGUUCCAGCACGACCGAUUGCACUGGUGGAACGACCAGUUCCAGCAGCUCAGACACGACCAGCAGCAGCGUCCCCAUGACGGCGGCCGAGCUGACCCGCCUCUUGCGCGAAUCCUUCCGCCGCAGCGCUCGCAGCAGUUUGCGCUUCAUCCGCAAGAACAUGGCCAAGCCAGCCGCAGACACGGAGCGGUCCGUCACCGAUGACGACGACACGACCGACACGGACCAAGGCGGCGGCCGUCAUUUGGUCAACGGGGCCGUCCGCAUCCACCGCGACCCGUCCCUGUCCAAUGUCGUCGUCACUUUACCCAACGCCACUGGCAAUCACUCGGAAAGUAUCGCCUGAGCCCCCGCAGCUUCUCAUUUCCUGCCUUAUACACCUUGGAUUUUUUGUCCGGCCUCUCGUUUCCGUCCGUCCCGAUCUGUUUUUAUCAUCGAACAAUUCCGCGCAAUUCUUGUCUGUAAAAAAAGGGAAAAUUAUUAUUUUUUGACUGCCGUCGAUUUUGACCCUUCGUUCUCUCCCUCCAAUAUGGCCUCCUCCCUUUCUGUUUAUCACCCCCUGCACUUGGGAGCAGCCCCGUACCAUUGCGUCACUAAAUGUUGUUCCCAGUCGAGCGAUUGUUGCGACCAGCCAGCCACAGAAUGGAAGUCUAUAACUGGAGCUCUCUUUCUCUUUCUUUGUAUAUUCUAACGAGAGACCGUUGGAGGACUUUGCGAUUGCAUCAAACAGCGCAGCAGCAGCAGCAGCUUAACCACAAAGGGAAAUUGGGCUAAAUGCCGACCAAGUGAAAUGUGGCUGCAAUCGAAAGUCUGAUGACGUGCCUUUAAUUUUCCCCCAAACGAAUAGGGUCAACAGCCACGUUGUUGCUAUUUGAUCAGACUAAACAAACAAAACAAAACAAAACAAAAAAAAACACAUAAAAUUAUUAUGCGAAUAAUAUCUAAUUUGGAUGGCAACUGCAAUUCUACGAUUUCUUUUUUGAGGGGGGGUUCUCUUGUUCGCGUGACAAAAACAGGAUUUCUAACAUUUGGCUUGAAUUUGUUUCCGACUUUUGCUGUGUAUUUUUGUGUAUGAUUCGUGUGUCGAUGUACAGACCUAGUCAGAUGAAACCGCGCCUGCAUUUUUCUGUCGCCUCUUUUGUUGUCUGAUGAUUUGACGGUAAGUUUUCAUUUGAGACUCUCAACGUCCGACGAUUUUUGUAUCAUUUUUUUUUAUUGUAAUCUCUUUUUCUCUUGUUGAUGUUGACGUUUUCACUUCACCUUUCCCUCCUCGCCGCCUCUCUCCCUUUGACCUUAAUUGACCGUUUGAUUUUCCUCAUUGAAUUAUUAUUGCUGAUGUCUACGUAUUAAACGCCUUUAAUCGGUUCAA
Daphnia pulicaria is the source of this 7172-nucleotide messenger RNA. It is a transcript of the gene bdg, whose product is annotated as sodium-dependent transporter bedraggled-like. The record is from RefSeq and is a predicted model, not a curated record. Lineage: Eukaryota; Metazoa; Arthropoda; Branchiopoda; Diplostraca; Daphniidae. Gene Ontology annotation, cellular component: membrane. The transcript has 17 exons. Gene Ontology annotation, biological process: sodium ion transmembrane transport. Bases 1959 to 6149 code for a protein of 1396 amino acids.